AGUUGAGACGAACGCUUGUUUUUGGGGUUUGUGGUUUAUCACGCGGCGGAAGCUAGCCAACGCUACCGUUAGCUAACGUCAAUAGCGUUAGCGUCCCAAGCCAAUUUACGUUAGAGUGAAACGCCACAUCCACCCGUGCAGUGGAAGCUAAUGCUAAACUGACUGGUGCUUUGUUAUGUGUGAAGUUUUACCAUCCAUUUAAGCUAUUUCAUAUUGUUUGCUCUACUGGAAGGUGAAAGUACACGUUUUCAUUAAGACAAACCUGGUACGCGUGGUGUGUGUGGAGCAGGGAGGGGGAUUGCGAGCCAUGGAGCGCGUCAUGGGAGGAGGAAUGCUGCCGCUGGUUCUAGCAAGUGUGGGGGUCUUGCUGUUGUACCGAAUACUUGUCCGCCUUAGACCAGGAGCUGCUUUGCAGGAUGCUGUGGUGGUCAUCACAGGGGCCAGCUCUGGACUGGGGAAAGAGUGUGCACGGGUCUUCCACGCUGCAGGUGCACGGCUUGUGCUGUGUGGUCGAGAUGCAGCCCGCCUGCAGCAGCUGGUCCAGGAGCUCACAGCAAGUUCAACAUCCACACUGCGGCAGACUUACACUCCCAACACUGUUAUCUUCGACCUGGCUGUGAAAGACACAGUGGACAGAGCUGCUGAGGAGAUCCUGAAAUGUUACGGACAAGUGGAUGUCCUCAUCAAUAAUGCCGGAAUCAGUUACCGAGGCGACAUACUGGAUACCCAUCUUUCAGUUCAACGGGAUGUGAUGGAAACAAAUUACUUUGGGCCCAUUGCGCUUACUCAGGCUCUCCUGCCCUCCAUGGUUCGCCGGCGUAGCGGCCACAUUGUGGUCAUUAGCAGUGUCCAGGGCAAGAUAGCCAUUCCUUACAGAUCAGCUUAUGCCGCCUCUAAGCACGCCACCCAGGCCUACUUCGACUGCUUACGGGCUGAGAUCGAGCGCUACGGGAUUCCAGUGACCGUUAUCAGUCCUGGGUACAUCCGAACCAACCUGUCUCUCAGCGCUGUCACAGGGGACGGCUCCAAGUAUGGAGUUUUGGACAAAACCACAGCUAUGGGUUGGGAUCCCAGGGACAUGGCUCAGGCAGUUCUGAAGGCUGUCCGUCAGAGGAGCAAAGAUGUUGUUUUGGCAGGGACUCUGCCCACCGUGGCCAUCUACCUGCGCACACUGUGGCCCGCACUCUUCUUCAAACUCAUGUCCUUGCGUGCUCGCAAAGGGCAGAAACCCAAAGACGAAUGAGGGCUGAUGGGGCGUCAGGUGGAGACCAGCAGCUCCCCAACACAGUUCGAGUCGGAUCAACCAAAACAUGAAACUGACUGCACCACUUGGAGGCCAAAUGGACAGGAGAUGCAAAUAGACGCAGGUCUUCAGUAACACAGUUUGCAGUGAAAGUAGUAGAGCAUCUGAAAUAAACCAAAAACCUGCAGUCACUGUAUGCUGUAACAGGACCUAUAGGGAGUCUUUUUUCUUUUGUUUAGGUUGACUUUGCUUGUUCAGCCAUUUCAGGAAUUAACUUUGUGAUCAGAAUCACUGCUUAAAAGCAGAAUUGUAAAUCUAUUAUUGACGACUGAAAAGCUCUCCUGUGAAGACGUUGUGAUCAUGUGAUGCUGUUUUUCGAUUUGACUCCGUGACAUGGUCUUUACAUGACCAGGGAUUUUGGUUUACAGAUAAAAUGCUCCAAGUGUUAUCUAUGAGAGCAUUACAUUUUAAUUUGUAACUUACAGUAGAUGUUAGUAUUGCUUGUCAGGUCUGGAAGGACACCAUCUUUCAGGUUGGGGAACUACUACUAUCAUCGUCUUCUGCUGCCCCACACAGGAAAAGCAUCCUUCAAAGCUCCCUGCAGUAUCACAUUUUGAUGACCGAAGAAGAGACAGAUGGGAUUUAACUUGUAAACAACACACUGUACAACUAGCCUUCUGAUGCCAUCUGUAUAAGCAAAUACAUAUGAAAACAACUAAACCAAAAUGCCGGAUAUGAUGAAAGUAUCCUGUUUAAGCUGAGAAUCUCCCCAAAACAACGGUUUUUAGUUAGUCUACUCUAAAACACACACAUAGUUAGAAAGGCAAGCUUUUUCAACAAUGUUGUCGUUCUGAGAGAUGUGGUACAGCACCUGUCAUAUUUCUGGGUCAUCUGCACCAUAUGGCAUACUGAGCACCCCCAUGCAAAUGAUUCUCAAACCGAAGGGAUUUUAAUGCACAUAAAAAAGGAAGGAAAUGCUACUUAUCCCUCCAGAAAAAGAAAGUUAGAGCCAGAUUGCUUAGGUGGUUUGAUUUCUUGUUUGACUCAACCAAUGCUUUGUUACAUUAUUUCAGUCCAGACGAGUAACAUCACAAUGCCCACUCUGUUUUUCUGUCCUGUAUAUUCCUGUUGAGUUAAUUAAAUGAGUUGUUGUAUUGUU
Messenger RNA from Xiphias gladius (swordfish), 2402 nucleotides. RefSeq names its product dehydrogenase/reductase (SDR family) member 7B (gene dhrs7b). The coding region runs from base 308 to 1243 and encodes 311 amino acids. The record is from RefSeq and is a predicted model, not a curated record. Gene Ontology annotation, molecular function: oxidoreductase activity. Lineage: Eukaryota; Metazoa; Chordata; Actinopteri; Istiophoriformes; Xiphiidae. Gene Ontology annotation, cellular component: membrane. The transcript has 7 exons.